CUUGUUUAUGAUCAACCCAUCCCAGCACGAUUCAAAUGUAAUCAAUUAUCUGCUAAACACUUUUUAAGCUUAUAAGCCGUUGAGUUCAACCAAACACCCCCUUAAUCUUGUCACAAAAAAUCAACGUUAAUUUAAAACGACUUUUCAUUAUCUUUUAUUUAAUGACUUCUUCUUUCUUCCUCGAAUUUUCCUCUUAAUUCAUGUUGCAAGCAUUACUUGUGUGCAUAUAUCUUGCAAUGCUUUGAAUACUUCAAUCCCACGCCUCUCUCUCUCUCUCUCUCUCGCAUGACAAAGUGGAGGUGAGAUGAACAACAACUUGAAGCUAGCAGUGGACGUUGUGCGAGCCCACAACCUCCUCCCCAAAGACGGCCAAGGAUCCUCGAGCGCCGCCGUGGAGCUGGUCUUCGAUGGCCAGAAGUUCCGCACCACCAUCAAGGAGAGAGACCUCAACCCCUUCUGGAACGAGACCUUCUACUUCAACGUCGCCAAUCCACUCGACCUCCACCACCUCACCCUCGAGGCCCACCUCUUCAGCAUCAACAAGACCACCGGGAAGAAAUACUCCCUCGGCAAACUCCGAAUCAACGGCACCUCCUUCGUCCCUCUCCCCGACGCCGUCGUCUUCAACUACCCCCUCGAGAAAAACGGCCUCUUCUCCUCCACCCGAGGCGAGCUCGCCUUGAAAGUCUACCUCACUGGUGAUCUUGCGAGCUCGCCUCUAGUCAAUCACCACGAAGCCUCCUCGACCUCGAGCCUGCAUUCGAUCCACGAUGAGCCAUCACCCCCUCGCAGGAACGAGGAGAAGGCGUCGUCUAGGCGCAGUUUGUACACUCUUUCUGGCACGGAUCAUCAUCACCACCCGCAACAACAACAACAACAACAACAACGAGUUUCUACUCCUUCAAUGCCAUCGUACCAGGCACCUCAAUUCAGUGCUAGUGAGAUGAGGUUCGAGCCUCAAGCAUCACAAUCUGCACGAAUGCAUCCGAACUCAUCAUCGUCUCAGCCGGCUGAUUUCGCGCUGAAAGAGACGAAUCCGGUCCUUGGAGGAGGGGGCCGGGUUAGGUCUUCCAGCUUGUACGAUCUUGUGCAGCCAAUGCAGUUUCUCUUCGUUCGUGUCGUGAAGGCGCGGGACCUCCCGUCCAAGGACGCCACGGGGAGCCUCGAUCCCUACGUCGAGGUGAGGCUCGGCAACUACAAGGGCGUCACGCGCCACUUCGAGAAGACUAAGAACCCAGAGUGGAACACUGUGUUCACAUUUUCAAAGGACAGGGUGCAGGCCACGGUUUUGGAAGUUGUGGUGAUGGACAAGGAUGUGAUCAAGGACGAUUUUGUGGGCCUGCUCAGGUUCGACCUCCACGAGAUCCCACGACGGUCGCCCCCGGACAGCCCAUUGGCGCCGGAGUGGCACCGUCUCGUGGAUAGCAAGGGCGAGAGAAAGCACGGAGAGCUGAUGGUUGCCGUCUGGAUAGGGACACAAGCUGAUGAGGCAUUCGCCGAUGCUUGGCAUUCCGAUGCCGCUAGCCUCGUUGACACCUCUGUCCCGUCCACGCACGUCCGGUCCAAGGUGUACCACGCGCCCAGACUGUGGUACGUGCGCGUCACCGUGAUCGAGGUGCAGGACCUCGUCGUGCAGGACAGGAACCGGUUCCCCGUCGUGCACGUGAGGGCCCAGAUCGGGAACCAGGUCCUGAGGACCAAGCCAGUCCAAUCGCAGACCACGAACGCGUCGUGGAACGAGGACCUCAUGUUUGUUGCAGCCGAGCCCUUCGACGACGAUCAGCUGGUGGUGUCGGUCGACGACCGUGUCGGCCCUAACAAAGACGAGACCCUCGGCAUGGCUUUCGUGCCCUUGACAACGGUCGAGAAAAGGGCCGACGACAGAGUGGUGCACUCGAGAUGGCUUCACUUGCAGAAGUCGAGUGCCACAGAUGUCGAGGGGCCCAAGAGGGAUCACUUUGCUAGCCGAAUCCAUCUCCGAAUAUGUCUCGACGGAGGCUACCAUGUUCUUGAUGAGUCCACGCAGUAUAGCAGUGAUCUCAGACCAACAGCAAAGCAACUGUGGAAGCCACCCGUAGGCCUGCUCGAGCUCGGGAUCUUGAGCGUGGACGCCCUCACGCCAAUGAAGACGAGAAACGGCCGAGGGACUUCGGACACGUUCUGUGUGGCCAAGUAUGGACAGAAGUGGAUUCGGACAAGAACUAUCACAGAUAGCUUGAACCCCAAGUUCAAUGAGCAAUAUACUUGGGACGUUUUCGAUCCGGCCACCGUUCUAACCGUUGGUGUUUUCGACAAUGGCUACUUUGGUGGUGGUGCCAAUGGCAAUGGCCACAGAGACCUCAAGAUCGGGAAGGUUCGGAUCCGGAUCUCGACCCUUGAGACGAACCGUGUUUACACGCAUUCGUAUCCGUUGAUCGUUCUUCACCCCUCCGGGGUGAAGAAGAUGGGAGAGCUGCAUCUGGCGAUCCGGUUCACCUGCACGUCGAUGCUCAACAUGAUGGCCUUAUACUCGAGGCCUCUUUUGCCCAAGAUGCACUACGUAAGGCCGUUAUCGGUGCUGCAGCUCGACGUGCUGCGCAUCCAGGCCGUCAGCAUCUUGACAGCGCGUCUGAGCCGGGCCGAGCCGCCUCUCAGAAAGGAAGUGGUGGAGUACAUGAGUGAUGCCAAUUCACAUCUAUGGAGCAUGAGGCGCAGCAAGGCCAACUUCUACAGACUCAUGGCGGUCUUCAACGGCAUCUUCGCAGUCUCCAAGUGGCUCAACGAGGUCUGCCAGUGGAAGAAUCCGGUCACGACGCUGCUGGUAUAUGCCCUCUUUGUCAUGCUGGUGUUCUUCCCCGAGCUGAUCCUGCCAACGCUGUACCUCUACAUGUUCCUCAUCGGGCUCUGGAACUACCGGUUCAGGCCGAAGAACCCGCCGCACAUGAACAUGAGGCUGUCGUGGGCGGACACCGUGACGAGUGACGAGCUCGACGAGGAGUUCGACACGUUCCCGACGGCUAGAAGUGGUGAUACUCUGCGGAUGAGGUAUGACCGUCUGCGGAGCGUCGCUGGCCGGGUUCAGAGAGUCGUGGGCGACGUGGCGUCGCAGGGGGAGCGGGUGCAGGCGCUUCUGAGCUGGCGGGAUCCCCGUGCCACGGUCAUAUUCAUGGCCCUCUGCAUUGCAUCCGCCGUCGUGUUCUAUGCCGUGCCUCUUCAGCUGCUGAUGAUGGCCGCCGGAUCCUACGCCAUGAGACCUCCCAAAUUCCGACGCAAGCUGCCUUCGCCGCCGCUCAACUUCUUCCGCCGCCUGCCUGCUAGAACUGAUAGCAUGUUGUGACCUGCCAUCUUCUUCUGCCUGAAACUCAUCAGACCUGUUAAUACUGUUUGUAUAUUUCUGCAUGUAAUUCAAGCUAAGUUCAUCACAUUCUUGGCAA
This is a messenger RNA of Salvia miltiorrhiza (redroot sage), 3413 nucleotides long. Its product is annotated as FT-interacting protein 3-like. The transcript has a single exon. Bases 305 to 3316 code for a protein of 1003 amino acids. NCBI's taxonomy places the organism in Eukaryota, Viridiplantae, Streptophyta, Magnoliopsida, Lamiales, Lamiaceae. The record is from RefSeq and is a predicted model, not a curated record.